AUGCGAUGGUGCUGCGGGCCGGCUGGGCCCGCUACGCCCCUACUAGAGGCCACACCACAGGGCCUUAUCGACGCAUUCGGGCCAAUGAGUAUUCGUCCUCAUAACACGGCGUUGCUGAUCAGCGAGGGUGAAGCUGAAGGUGCAUUUCUGGAAAAACUACGCGGUCUUGGAUGGUCGAUUAACGUGUCGCCAGUUUCGCAAGCCGUCUGUUCCGUUCAGCAGCUACGUCCGAUUCUUCUGCUGCUUGACAACAGAAUACCUGAGCUGCCAGCACUGUCUAGUAGAGAGCAGCUCCCAACGGGCUCGUCUACCACUACCACCGACUUUGUGUGUUUCUUUCACCGUUGUCUCGAAUUUCAUGUGUGUGUGCGAGCGCCCUUCCCUGCCAGCUAA
Messenger RNA from Ostertagia ostertagi, 393 nucleotides. The record is from the annotation of a GenBank genome assembly. Lineage: Eukaryota; Metazoa; Nematoda; Chromadorea; Rhabditida; Trichostrongylidae.